Messenger RNA from Salarias fasciatus (jewelled blenny), 1298 nucleotides. RefSeq names its product RNA polymerase I and III subunit C (gene polr1c). Gene Ontology annotation, molecular function: DNA binding; protein dimerization activity. The coding region runs from base 23 to 1081 and encodes 352 amino acids. Gene Ontology annotation, biological process: DNA-templated transcription. The record is from RefSeq and is a predicted model, not a curated record. The transcript has 9 exons. NCBI's taxonomy places the organism in Eukaryota, Metazoa, Chordata, Actinopteri, Blenniiformes, Blenniidae. Gene Ontology annotation, cellular component: RNA polymerase III complex; RNA polymerase I complex.
GCUACCGACACUGCGAAGCAUCAUGGCGGCGAGCAUGAAGAACGUGGAAGAGAUCCGGACCCGGGUCAUUCUGGGGGAGUUCGGCGUGAAAAACACUCACACCACUGACUUCCCUGGAAACUACCCCGGGUACGACGACGCCUGGAGCAUGCAGAAGUUUCAGCAGAACUUCCGGAUCGACGUGGUGCACCUGGACGACAGCAGCAUGGAGUUCGAUAUGGUGGGGAUCGACGCCGCCAUCGCCAACGCCUUCCGGAGGAUCCUGCUGGCGGAGGUUCCCACCAUGGCCAUAGAGAAGGUGUUCAUCUACAACAACACGUCCAUCGUCCAGGACGAGGUGCUGGCCCACCGGUUGGGACUGAUCCCCAUCAGGGCGGACCCCCGUCUGUUCGAGUACCGGAACACAGGCGAAGAGUCUGCGGAGGACCAGGGCUCCGAGAUCGACACCAUCCAGCUGCAGCUGAAGGUGAAAUGCAGCAGGAACCCCCGAGCCAGCAAGGACUCCUCCGACCCGCGGGAGCUCUACCUCAACUCCAUGGUCUACUCCAGGGACAUCCAGUGGGUCCCGGUGGGGAACCAGGCCGACGUGUUUGCGGACUGCCGGAUCGGGCCCGUGCACGACGACAUCCUGAUCGCCCAGCUGCGGCCGGGCCAGGAGCUGGACAUCACCAUGCACUGCGUCAAGGAAUCGGUGGGGGCUGAUCACGCCAAGUUCUCCCCGGUGGCCACGGCCAGCUACCGCCUCCUCCCGGAGAUCACCAUCCUGGAGCCGGUGGAGGGCGAGAAGGCCGAGCGGCUGAAGCGCUGCUUCUCCCGGGGAGUCAUCGACCUGGAGGACGUGGACGGGAGAAAAGUGGCCAAAGUGGUGAACAGCCGUCUGGACACCUGCAGCCGGGAGGUCCUCCGACACGCAGACCUGAAGAACCUGGUGAAGCUGGGACGAGUGCGGGACCACUUCAUCUUCACCGUGGAGUCCACUGGGAUCCUUCCUCCAGAUGUUCUGGUUACAGAAGCCAUCAAAGUCCUCAUGGCCAAGUGUCAGCGCUUCCUCCAGGAGCUGGACUCGACGGACAUGGACUGACUUGGAGAGACCUGGUCUGGUCCCCCUCUGGUCCCCCUCUGGUCCCCCUCUGGUCCCCCUCUGGUCUCCCUGGUGUUCCAGAGCUCUAGAGCCUUGAGAUCUAGGAUGAUGUGUCAGAUUUGUUCAGAAUAAGUUUGACUCUUCUGUAAGUAUGUAAAUAUGUGUCUUGAUGGUAUUUGUGUUCCUCACAGAGUUUGAGUUUAUUAAAAAAAAAACA